CGGGGGGCGAACCAGCGCGGACCGGAAGUUUCACGGGCGCGCUGGCAGCCGGAGCCGUUACCGCAGGGCACCGGAAGUGGCCGUAGGCCGGCGUCCGGGCCGCGCCCGCAGUGAGUGAGCGUCCCUCCGGCCGGCGACGCCAUGGAGCCCGGGGCGGCCGAGCUAUACGACCAGGCCCUGCUGGGCAUCCUGCAGCACGUGGGCAACGUCCAGGACUUUCUGCGCGUGCUCUUCGGCUUCCUUUAUCGCAAGACGGACUUCUAUCGCCUGCUGCGCCACCCGUCGGACCGCAUGGGCUUCCCGCCGGGGGCCGCGCAGGCGCUGGUGCUGCAGGUAUUCAAAACCUUCGACCACAUGGCCCGUCAGGAUGAUGAGAAGAGGAGGAAAGAGCUGGAGGAGAGAAUCAGGAGAAAGGAAGAAGAGGAGGCCAAGGCUGCAGCAGCUGCCACCGCUGAGCAGGAGCCCGUGCCGGCCCCGGUUCAGGAGGUGGAGGUCGACUCCACCGCAGCCUCGGGGGCGCCUCAGGAACCUCCAGGCCCACAGGGCCCUGCGCAGGAAGUGGGCCCUGGCUCAGGGCAGGCGGAGCCAGCAGGAGCAGAUGCUGGUGCUGCUGAGGUCCCCAGGGAACCACUGCCUCUUCCCAAUGCCCGCUGCAGGAGGCUCUUCUGUAGAGUCAUGUGGACACGCCAGAAUGCCACCCAAACACCCACCCGGUCGGCUUGUGAGGAUUGGCUGAGGAGACAGGAGCAGUUCCAGAGAAACCCCGACAGCUAUAACGGUGCUGUGCGCGAGAACUACACCUGGUCUCAGGACUACACCGACCUGGAGCUGAAGGUGCCAGUGCCCAAGCACGUGGUGAAGGGCAAGCAGGUCUCCGUGGCCCUCAGCAGCAGCUCCAUCCGGGUGGCCGUGCUGGAGGAGAGCGGGGAGCGGGUCCUCAUGGAAGGCACGUUCACCCACAGGAUCAACACCGAGAGCUCCCUGUGGAGCCUCGAGCCCGGGAAGUGCGUCCUGGUGAGCCUGAACAAGGUGGGCGAGUACUGGUGGAGCGCCAUCCUGGAGGGCGAGGAGCGCAUCGACAUCGACAAGAUCAACAAGGAGCGCUCCAUGGCCACGGUGGACGAGGAGGAGCACGCCGUCCUGGACAGGCUCACCUUCGACUACCACCAGAAGCUGCAGGGCAAGCCGCAGAGCCACGAGCUGAAAGUCCAUGAGAUGCUGAAGAAGGGGUGGGACGCUGAAGGCUCUCCCUUCCGAGGCCAGCGCUUCGACCCGGCCAUGUUCAACAUCUCCCCGGGGGCCGUGCAGUUUUAAUGACCGAAGGAGAGGCGGCCCUCGCGGCGGGGAGGCGGGGCCUUGGCGGUGUCCCUCGGCUCCCUCCUGCCAGGGACUCCCUGUCUGGUUCACCCUUGCCAUCCUUGCUUUCAAGGGCGAACCCGGCCUCCACGCUGGCCCUGCGCCUCCAGACUGUUCCAGAGCAGGGUGGGCGGGGGCCGCGCGGCUGGUGCCCGGCGGCGGGCCGAGAGCAGGCGCCCCGCCCUCUGCUUGCUGCUGUCUGUGAUCUUUGCUUUUGCUGCUCUGGCGCUUGGGGCGGGGCCUGCAGACUGUGGGCCGUGCUCCUGGCAGUUUGGGGAAACCUCAGCCUUGUCCUCUUGCUGGGUGUGUUCGUGUGCCGUCCUGCCCGUCUGCUUGUACACGUCACCUGCCUGCCUCCCCCGGUCCAGGAGCCGCCGAGCCUGGGGUCCUGGUCACGGGUUCGGGAUGCCGGAGGCAGUCUCUCGUGGCUGCAGGUGCAGGGCCAGCCCCUGUCUUCUGGCCCACUGCCCUCUCCCACCCGCUCUAGCACUUUCCUCUCCAGGGGUCUGGUUCUUGUCAGAGCGACCUGGGCCAGGCACCCUCAGGAGACCCCCUGGCGUGUCGGCCGUGCUGCAGCCCUGUCCCUUCUCGGCUGAGGCCGUGCUGUGCCGCACAGAGCUCGCGGCUCUGCUCCCACUGCUCUCCCAGGACCCAGAGCCAGUGCUCUGUACCAGGACCUUGGGGCUGCCCUUUGGGGCGGUCACCUUGCAGGUUUCUGCACCCCGUGAGCUGUGUUCACUGCACUGGGGGAGGAGGAGCUCUGUUGGGGGGCCUUCAACUCUGUAGCUGAGAGCUGCUCGUCGACGUCUGUAGGGGCAGGUUUCUGGCGGACGCAGCCCUGGGCUCCAGGAAGCAGUUGCUUGUCCUGAUGCCGUCCCGGGAGAUGUGGACACCAGGUGGCUGGUGGGCGCUCCACCAAGGGGGCACAGAGCCCUGCUUUGCGGUCACGCCCAGGCUGGUGGGCGGGCCACUGACCUUCCCAGCGCCCUCAGGGUUUGCAUGCCUGCCCCAUGUAAUGAGAGGCCUCCCUGGCCCGCAUCGGUGUGAGGGCCGCUCUCCACCUGCCUCCUCCCCUCUGCCGUCUUCUCCGGGGCGGGGCGGGGUGGGGUGGGGGUGCCUGCACCUCGGCUCUUUGGGAGACUGGGGGCUGCGGGCUCCGUGCUCAGUUGUCUUCCUUUGCCCCUUCUUGUCUUCGCGGUUGUGUUUCUCCCCACCCUAUGACUGUAGCGGCGGCCUGGGGCUGGGGCUCUGGUCCCACGUGCUGAGACUGCCAGGUGCCCUCGCCCGCCGUCUGGUGGGCGACCUCUGCUCCUUGCUGCCGGCCUGGGCCCUGGAGCCUGUGCUCCCUGCCUGUUUUCUCUCUUCAGACACGGCAGCAGCAGAUUGGCCACUGAGCUCCAUCCGCAGAGGUCCAAGGAAAGCGGGGUGCCGCCUGCAGAGUCGCCCCGUCUCCAGUGGUGGUUUGCAAUAAAUCCGUAUGUGAGCACA
Sus scrofa (pig) is the source of this 2844-nucleotide messenger RNA. The record is from RefSeq and is a predicted model, not a curated record. NCBI's taxonomy places the organism in Eukaryota, Metazoa, Chordata, Mammalia, Artiodactyla, Suidae.